This is a messenger RNA of Closterium sp. NIES-67, 1572 nucleotides long. Lineage: Eukaryota; Viridiplantae; Streptophyta; Zygnematophyceae; Desmidiales; Closteriaceae. The record is from the annotation of a GenBank genome assembly.
AGUAUCCAGUGCGGGACCGAGACCAAGGACGCGUUCAGAAUCACCAGAGGUGCCCUGUGCUGUGAACUGAAGAACUGAUACUCCAUGUUGAGUAGCAGCGCGACCGAGGAGUUGAGCUGUGGAGAGAAGAUUGAAACCAAGGCUGGCGACGAUAGGAACAUUGGUAACGUGUAAGGAAUAUCCCGUGUCGACUGAUUCAAGUAUUACACUCCCAAUAGAUCUUGCCAUAAUGGUUUGUCCGUUUGCAACUGUGACUGUUAUCGGACGAUGAAGAGGACACUGGUUGGUGAUGACGCUUGUUUCAGCGGAGCACAUGUGCCAACCGCAACAGCUGUCGAGAUACCAAGUAUUGGGUCCUGAAAUGACUCGAGCAAGGUUAGCGUAAACUUGCGAUGCAAAGACCGGAGGACGAUGCUGUGAUGGCGGUGUACUCUGCGGCAUCUGCUGCGUCUGGGACGUCGACUGCUGCAUUUGCUGAUGUGGCUUCGGUAACUGCUGCGAACGAUGAUAUGGUUGCGAAGUGCUGCGACGGUUUUGACAACGACUGCGACAAGUUUGGUCAAGAUCUUGCUGUUCCGCUUGAAGAUACGACGAAAUUUCGGUUUCUGAGAGGUUCGGAUUCAUGCGCAAGAAGGCGCGCGUCUGUCGCCACUCGGGACCAAGUCCAGCAAGAAGGACCAUGAGAUACAUCUCACGAGGGAAGUAUCCUCCACUCUUCUCCAGUUGAUCUUGUAGUGUGCGAACACGAUUGACGUAAUCCAUGACAUUCUCGUUUGUCAUCAUCUGCACACUUGUCAGCUGCGAAAGAAUCUUACUUGCUGUUAUUGUGUCUUUUGCCAUGUACACCCCCUUUAAGUGGUUCCAUGCAGUUUCAGCUGGCGUGAAGCUUGAAUGAAAAGAUCGAACGCCAAGCUGCUCCUUUGGCGACAGGUUCCGAACUAGAACCGUAUACGCCCCGAGAGAGGCGUGCAGGAAACUCUGUUGCUCCAGUUGUGUUCCCAUGACAGGAUACGUAAACUCGCCGGUGAAGAACGGCCAUAGCCCAGCGAACUGCGCCAGAAGCUCAAACUCGAAGCUCCAGGAGUAAAAUUCAACUCCGUUAAAAGGUGAUCGCCCGAAGAUGUAAAAGGGCUGCUGCUGCUGCGACUGCGGCUGCUGCGUAAACGGCGAGAAGGCAAAUGAGCCAGUACUUGGAGCUGAAGCUCCACGCAUUCGAUGAAACACCUGGAGUACUGACAGAAGGCGGAUUCUGCUGCUGCAUACUGAUGUGCGCAUAAGCCAGUGGAAACGGUCCAGAGGCUGAGAGACCAGUGGCGGUCGUGGAGACAGGUACUCCAGUAGUUCCAGAACUGGAUCCGGUAGAUGGUGCUGGUGAUGUCCCAGUCAUUGUUGACAGUAGUCUUAAAUCCAGAUAGCUCUCAUACCAUGUAAUAAUUUGACAGGUGUUGCACGAGACUAAGUGUAGAAUCUGCAAACACAAACACUUGGAAAACCUCAAGUGUUAGCCUAGGAUCUUUACUGGAAUGGUAGACAAGUAAGACAGUGGAAGUCUUUGUAAGAAUGAACCUGAGU